AUGAAAAAGCUAUUUGAUGCAAUAUUUGUGCAAGCAACAAAGAGCACAUAUGAUAAAAACAUCCGUGACUUUUUCCAUUUACUUGCAAUCUCUAUUAAUAUGGAAGAUUAUGCAAAUGCGGCGAAUACAAAUGAAAUUACAGUUAGCGAAGUGCGCGAAUUCUAUUAUAUAUGUACUGAGUUCAAAUACAGUGCUUUACGACCAUUUCAAAAUUGUAGUCCUUUUUUACAUACUCUGACGGGUUCGUUCUUUACUUCGCUGCAUCUAUUUCACGACACAAGGUCCGUGAAAAAUGCCUGUUGUUUCCCGAAUUUGUCUGUUUGUGCAAGUGGUUAGAAAACUUCUGUGCUCUCAAUCCAAGAGUAUAUACUCGCUACAGGAUCAUUAU
Messenger RNA from Vavraia culicis subsp. floridensis, 388 nucleotides. RefSeq lists its product as uncharacterized. Lineage: Eukaryota; Fungi; Microsporidia; Pleistophoridae. The transcript has a single exon. The coding region runs from base 1 to 336 and encodes 111 amino acids. The record is from RefSeq and is a predicted model, not a curated record.